UUUAAACAACCAGUUGUCGGGACAAGCUAGCAAGCUAGCUCAGUAUACAAAGUGUCCAGAAACAGAUGUCGUUUUAGGAAAAAUGGAACGAAAACUGAACGAAGAGGAACUGCAAGAUUUGUACGCAUGGAUAGACAAAAUAUCUCUGUCCCGGCCCAAGAGACACAUCACAAGAGACUUCAGUGACGGAGUGAUGGCUGCAGAGGUUGUCAAAUAUUUCUUCCCAAAGCUAAUUGACCCGCACAACUACAUCUCUGCAAACUCCACUCAGCAGAAGCUCGGUAACUGGAACCUUCUCAACAGGAAGGUAUUUUCCAAGCUGAACUUCCACGUGCCUGAGGAGACAGUGAGGAAGAUUGUACUGAGCACUUCAGGAGUAAUAGAGCCAGUACUGAGCGCCCUCAGGCAGAAGAUAGACAAGAAACUGGAGCAGACUACAGAGAAUAUACUGAAUGUGGAAUACUAUGACACCAGAAACCAGGAGAAACUUAAUACAGAAGGUCCUCAGACUGAAGCAGAACGUGUGGCUGAGCCGGCACGAGAUACCAUGAAAAAAGAUGAAAAGAGCAGAAUAAAAAAUGGCGGUAAGCCACAGAACACAGCACAGUUUUACCCAGACAUGGACCCUUCUGUACGGCUAAUCCUGCAGGAAAAAGAGAAAGAUGUCAUGGCUUUGCAGGAGACUGUGGAGAUCAUGCAGAUGAAAGUGAACAGGUUAGAGCAUCUGGUGCACUUGAAGGACAUGCGUAUUGAAGACCUGAUGCGGCAUCUGGAGAAGUACAAAGCUAAAGGCAGUACUCAAUGAUACACACACAUGUACACAGAGAAUGUGUAAUAGUAGCUCUGUGACUCUUUAACAUCA
Messenger RNA from Trematomus bernacchii (emerald rockcod), 862 nucleotides. RefSeq names its product sperm flagellar 1 (gene spef1). The record is from RefSeq and is a predicted model, not a curated record. Lineage: Eukaryota; Metazoa; Chordata; Actinopteri; Perciformes; Nototheniidae. Gene Ontology annotation, cellular component: axoneme. The transcript has 7 exons. Gene Ontology annotation, molecular function: microtubule binding. Bases 83 to 805 code for a protein of 240 amino acids. Gene Ontology annotation, biological process: regulation of cytoskeleton organization.